UUGAAUAUACUGUAAGACAAUUUGUUGAGUUUAUCUAUACUAAUAAAAGUAGUCAACGUGAGAGACAUUUUGGAAGAAUAGAAGCUAUUAUUUUACUCUUAUCACAAUCUAAUAUUGAUUAUUCAAAUAAUCAAAUACAAGAUACAUUAAAAAUGUCAAGACUUUUAAGACAUAAUAAAUUAGGGUUUAUUGUAGCAAAGAUAGAAAUGAUCGAGGAUACAAAAAACUUUGGAUGA
Messenger RNA from Racocetra persica, 236 nucleotides. Lineage: Eukaryota; Fungi; Glomeromycota; Glomeromycetes; Diversisporales; Gigasporaceae. The record is from the annotation of a GenBank genome assembly.